UUUCUGGCUGAAGUACAUGGGAGCAGGCUGAGCGUUGCAGGGAAAAAAUAAUCAUGGACGUAGCUUUGAAUGAUAAUUAAAGACAACAUUUCAAGUCUGCUGACUGAGCAAACCGGUUUGCUGCUCCCUCGGACGACUGGAAUAGCCUCCAAUAUCAGGUUGCUACAGUGGUGAGGAAGCUAACUCAGCUGCCAGAGAUUUCAUGAUGGCAGACAGUAUCAUGAGUAAGGCUGCUACCAUGGAGAUCCCCAUUAACAGCAAUGGAGACACAGGGACUCUGCCAGAGGAUGACAGCCUGGAGCAGGAUUUGCAGCAGGUGAUGGUGUCUGGACCCAACCUGAAUGAAACCAGCAUUGUCUCUGGAGGUUAUGGAGGACCUGCAGGGGGCAUCAUUCCUACCAGCACUAUCAAAGGGCCUGCAAUUCGCUUCAACCCUGAGUAUCUGGACAGAAGACGAGCCCCUGCACCAGGACCAGACAUUCGCAUGAAAUCCAGGGGUGUUAGCUUGCCUCACAGUCAGUCUGCAGCCAGUCGACUUGCCCAGCACACAGACCAGCACCCAGGCUCGUCAAACCAUAACUCUAGUAAUUCAAGUGAAGAAGUUUCUCGUGGUGUGGCAGUGGAGAAAUUGGACAGUGUAAAGAAAUGGGGCAUAAACACAUAUAAGUGUACAAAACAGAUGUUCUCCGAGAGGUUCGGACGAGGCUCACGAACAGUAGACCUGGAACUGGAGGCUCAGAUUGAUGUGCUAAGAGACACCAAGAACAAGUAUGAAAACAUCUUAAGAUUGGCCACUGCGCUCACCAGUCAUUUUCAAAGCAUGGUGGAGACACAACAGGCUCUAGGAGACACCUUCACCGACCUCAGCCAGAAAUCCCCAGAGUUGCAGGACGAGUUUGGGUAUAAUGCAGAAACACAAAAGCUGCUGUGUAAGAAUGGCGAGGCUCUGCUGGGUGCCAUCAAUUUCUUUGUGUCCAGUGUCAACACCCUGGUCAACAAAACAAUGGAGGAUACUCUGAUGACCAUCAAGCAGUAUGAAAACGCAAGACUUGAGUUUGAUGCCUAUCGUUCUGAUCUGGAGGAGCUGAGUUUGGGCCCUAGGGAUGCAGCUGCCAUGGUCCGCAUUGAGAUGGCUCAGCACGACUACCAGAUCCACAGAGACAAAUAUGAAAGGCUGCGUAGCGACGUCACCAUCAAGCUCAAAUUCCUGGAGGAAAACAAGGUGAAGGUGAUGCACAAGCAGCUGCUUCUCUUCCAUAACGCCAUCUCUGCCUACUUUGCUGGCAACCAGCAGCAGUUGGAACAAACUCUAAUACAGUUCAAUGUAAAGCUAAAGCCCCCAGGAUCAGACAAGCCAUCCUGGCUGGAGGAGCAGUAAAGAGCGCUCAGGGUCCAGCUGUUUGAGAUGUGCAGUGACGCGCCAGUCAGUGGAGAACUUGACAUUGUGGUUAGAUGGACAAGAAUUAACUUGGUAGAGGAGUAUAUUGUAGGAGCUGUAGCUGCCAGUGAUGAGGAAAAACAUGAGAUAUCUCUUUUGUAAUGUUUUCAGUAUCGAUUAUUACAUAGAUGGAACAACAACAACUUCAGUUGUGUUUAGAAUUUUAGUCACAAAAUGACCUUUUCUUACUUUCUUAUGCUUUAGGUAGCACAAUCAUUUACAUGGACAUCACUUCUUAUUUAUGUACAGUAUAGUCUUCUAUUGUGGAGAUGCCCCUUGGCAGGUUUGCACAUGCAUUAUUUUGUUGUUUUUAAUGUUGUCUAAAGUGUUAUCUUCAGGAUUUCAGAGUAUAUCACAUGGGAGGAAUUCCACAGGUAAGAUUAGCAAAUUAGCGGGAUAAUAUCAAAAAUGUUAUGAAAUAUCCUCUGAAGUUGUAUUUAUUUUUCUUGAGUAUGCAUGAGUGAACCAUAUUUUUCAAAUUUUGUUAAACAGAUUUAAAUCAAAGACAUCAGGAUAUAGCAUCAUUUUCAAAGUUGUCCCACUAUGUUUCUAAUAUCACUUUGUGAAAUACCUCCUUGAAUGGUUGGUUUACAUGCAUAGAAGAGAAUAUAUAUGUAUAUAUAUAUAGUGAUUUUCUUUAACCUAAUAUACAAUUACAAUUAGUUUGAGCUCCUAAAUGGUGGGUACCUUCAGGUGUGUCCCUAUGAAUCCAGCACAGUUACAAGUAUCAGUCUUGUUUACUCCAGAGUUUACACAUGGAAACAAGCCUCAAUUCAGCAUCAAUCCAUAUAUUGGAUGCUUCGAUGAUGAAUAGAAACAUCUCAACUAUCAUAAAGACAUGAAAUUACAAUACAUAGCUUGUAUUUGAUUGACUCUUUUUAAUAGGUGGCGCCAGUGUGCAACUAAACAUUACACCUUUUGAGACUCAUCCUAUUUGAAAUUUUAAAACAUAAACAGUGAAUGGGAAACGGGAUACAUGUAUUCUAGGUUACAAGUUUCAGUGUCUCUUCAAGGACAGAAUGUAUGAGUACAUUUUUCUUAUCUGGUGUUAUUUAUUUACCUGUUUGUACGCAACAUUAUAUGUUAUGUACAUUUCUUUUAUGUUCUAGUCAGCUGAUUGUCUUGUUCUGCAUUUCCAAUAAAAUCUGCUGGAUGUUUUGUUUCACUUAACUGUGCAGUUGACACAGAUCUGUCAGUUUGAUAUAGGCUCUCACGGACUAUGUACAGAAAACUCACAAUAUAUGUAAAAUGUAUGGCGCCAGUAUGUACAUGAUAAUACAAUCUGAUUUAUCUCUAA
Molecule: messenger RNA, 2735 nt
Organism: Chelmon rostratus (copperband butterflyfish)
Lineage: Eukaryota; Metazoa; Chordata; Actinopteri; Chaetodontiformes; Chaetodontidae
Product: arfaptin-2-like
Exons: 10
Coding region: 203-1378 (391 amino acids)
Biological process (GO): regulation of Arp2/3 complex-mediated actin nucleation; intracellular protein transport
Cellular component (GO): trans-Golgi network membrane
Molecular function (GO): protein domain specific binding; phospholipid binding
Source: RefSeq, a predicted model, not a curated record